GAUUCGGAAUGACGACUUUAAGAUCCAGCUCACUGUAUUUUAAAGCAGUCAGACAUGUGGUAUGCAUAGUAGAGCAGGAGGGAAAGUGGCAGCAAAUUGGCAGAGGAAAACAGCACAUCUGGAUUGAUUUUCGGAGCGAUCCCACUCGGACGAGCUACCAAAUGGAGCCAGAAAUCCCAGGAACAACACCCUCAGCUUUUCCCACCAGUCUCGCAAAUCAUAGCCUGUGUCCUGAAUCAGAGGCAUGGGAUUGGUUGUACACCAUGCAGCCAGUAUACAUGUUUGUCAUCUGUGUGCUAGGAAUCCUGGGAAAUGUCUUUGUCCUGCUAGUAUUUUGCCUGCACAAGAAAGCCUGCUCUGUGGCAGAGAUAUACCUGGGUAACCUGGCUGCAGCUGACCUUCUUCUAUCAUCUUGCCUACCUUUCUGGGCCAUCAAUGUGGCCAGUGGUUUCAACUGGCAGUUUGGCUCACUGAUGUGUGGUUUGGUAAACACUGGCAUCAAAAUGAGCAUGUACUGCAGCGUCUACUUCCUGGUAAUGGUGAGCAUUGACCGCUAUCUGGCUCUGGUGUUUGCCCUGACUUAUGGCAGAAUGCGGCGGCCCUGGUAUGCUAAGCUGAGCUGCUUGGCUGUGUGGAUUCUGGGAAUCAUCCUGAGUGUCCCGACACUUACCUUCAGGAAGGUAAAGUUAAUCUCAGAGUACUCGGUAACUGCUUGCAUUCUGAGCUACCCCAGCUACACGGUGGAACUGGCCUGUGACAUUCUGCUUGUCCUGCUGGGCUUCAUCAUACCUGUCACUGUCAUUUCCUACUGCACAUGCAAGAUCAUACAAGCAUUACACUGGCAAGUAAUGGAAAGGUUCAAUUCAGUAAAUAAAGAGAGGAAAGCUACAGUGUUAGUGCUGGCUGUUCUUCUGGCAUUUCUGCUGUGUUGGGUUCCUUUUCACCUGGUAACCAUUUUAGAUAUCCUGAUGAGAACUGAGGUAUUAAGUGGGUGUGCACUAGAAAAUGCUCUGGAUAUCUGUAACCAAAUAUUCACAUAUUUGGCACUGAGCAACAGCGUACUCAAUCCAAUCCUCUAUGUGAUAGUUGGCAAAAACUUCAGAAAGAAAGUAAAGGAGCUCCAUUCAUCAACACGGAAAACAUUUGCAUGAUAAAAAAGCAAACAAUUUAAGUCACUGAACAGAUGAAAUAAGCUUUUGUUAUAAAAUAUAUAACCAAAGCCUGUGACCAAUGUCAUUUAUAUUUCUCAAAGAAAUAUCCUGAUGUUCAACAGCUUUUGUAUUUGUAUGUGUUAUCAAAAAUGUGUAUUAUUAUGUAUCAAAUGCAGUAGCAGCAAUACUACAUAAUAUAUAAGGAUCCAUACUAAUAUACUUACUAUCACGCUAGUUAAAACAUGACAGUAAUUAACACUGAGUGUUAGGGCAAUAUUCAGAUAUAUUUCAGUUUCAUAUGAGGAUUUCUUUAAUAGUUAAAAAUAAUUGUGUCAGUUCUAUAAUGUUUUCUGAAACAAUACAUAUACACUGAAUAAAUGUUUUGUUAAUUGAUUAAUAUAGUAGUUAUUGAUAGCUUGCUUAUGGAUUUAACUGUAUAAUAAUAAUAAUAAUAAUAAUGAAGAAAUUGUUUAUAUCUUAUUUAUCUUUACUCUGUAAAUGAGGAGUGUCAUAAAUAAAUUAUAUAUUAUGUGAUGUCUAGUGUGCUUAAAUAUGUAUUAUAUGUGGCAGGAUGUAAUCAUACACAACAAAGAGGUGACAAAUUGCAGUCCCUUGUUACUGUCACUGUUACCAAGGGAUGGGGGGGAUAAUAACUGUAAUAUAUUAACAAUAAAUAAUUACAGAUUACAACUGUUUUCAGAAUAUUAUAUUUUCAAAAUAUUUCGGUAAUGGUGUCCUAUGUAACCUACAGUGGCAAAAUCACACUGGUGUCUGAAACAGUUCCUAAGUGCCCUGGAGUGAAAAGUCUUCAAAGUGAUUUUCCAGAAAAUAAAGGGUGGGAUAAACUGAAUAAUGUGUCACAGUCUCGCCACUUCUGGAAAGAGUGGUGUGGCUUAUGUUUUUCCUAAGGCUGUUGCUGGUGAGACAUGCUGUCAAAGCAGAUGCCGGUGAGUAGAUCACCCACACAUAACCACAAGGACCAUGCUUAGCAAUAAACAAAGACUUUAUCAUCAGUUUGUGUGGGUGUGUACUGGUAGUCUAGAAGCAGCCUGGAAUAUGUUUCUUUGGUUUCAGUAAAGUGUAUGAUUUCUAAACACUGAUCUCAGUCUUGUAAUUAUAAUUUGAAAUAAUAUGCUACAGUUUUAUGCCUAGAAAUGCCAGUAGCAAUUUAAAAA
Molecule: messenger RNA, 2326 nt
Organism: Ictalurus punctatus (channel catfish)
Lineage: Eukaryota; Metazoa; Chordata; Actinopteri; Siluriformes; Ictaluridae
Product: B2 bradykinin receptor
Exons: 2
Coding region: 9-1151 (380 amino acids)
Biological process (GO): neutrophil chemotaxis; smooth muscle contraction; immune response
Cellular component (GO): membrane
Molecular function (GO): bradykinin receptor activity
Source: RefSeq, a predicted model, not a curated record